Molecule: messenger RNA, 1844 nt
Organism: Amoebophrya sp. A25
Lineage: Eukaryota; Dinophyceae; Syndiniales; Amoebophryaceae
Source: the annotation of a GenBank genome assembly
AACGAAGUGACGCAACACUGAGGAGAAAAAGUUGAUCGAAAGAAUCCGUGAGAACAGAUCCCGAAUCGAGUAUGACUCAGAUCGCGCAGAAAUUAAAACAGAUCACGCACGAAAGAAAAAAGUAGACCGACCGUUGUGCAGGCUUUUUUUCGUCGAUUAUAUUAGUUCGUCUCCAUGUCCAUGAUCUGCUGUAGACGAAUGUUUACUUGUUUGCGUAGGGAAUUACCCAUGAGAUUUAUGUUUGUGUGGGGAUGACUCUCUCAUAGUGAAUUAGUGCGUUCCUCUCCCAAGCAGAGCGUCAGCAAUGGUUUCGAUGAGCAUUUAUCCGUAUAUUAUAACUCGAUUUUUUUCGUGCUUCAUGUGCUUUUCGCACGCCUGUGAAAGUAAGUAGUUGUAGAACAUAUUGAAACCCAUUAGUUGACUUUCUUCGUCCAUGUUCCACUUAAGCUCUACAACAACUCGUCGAACUGCUCCUGUCGUUUGUUUGGAUUUACUGGUAGUGUACUGCAAAAGAAAUGGCACGAAAAGCGCGGGAUCGUAGUGGGGGCCUCUCACUACUGCAAGCCGACCUGUUCAAAGCGUGUUCGGAUAAUAACGCGCUCUUCGUUGCGCGCAUUCUGGCGGAUCUCUACAAGCAUGGUGGAAGGGAUAGAAGCCAAGAUCAUGGCUCCUCGCAGGAAACAAAUUUGAAGCUCCAGCCCGACAAUGUUAAAAAAGAAAAGAGGCAAUCCGUUCUUGAGUCAGCCAGCACCAACAAGGAAGCAAAUAACGAGACCGAUGAAGAUCAAGUUGUUCCAAUGGACAUCAAAACGCAAGACGAGGUUGAGAUUGGAAAAGACGUUGGUCAGACUAACAACGGAGGAGCCUCAGACAGCGGAGCGUCUUCUACUAAACAAGAAAAUACGUCGUUGGACAAUGAGGGGGACGAAGCUUCUUGCGGUGAAGAUGGUAAUACGGAGAUCAUCACACGAAGUGAAAGCACUGCGCGUGGUCGUGCGGGAGCUGCAGAAGACGAAGCACGAGUACAAGAGGAAGCUACUACAACGGGUACGCAAAAUCAAGGACACAGACAACUACUACCUGACGUGUCCGAACGCGUCGCAACGAUCGUUUCGGCGCGGAAUAUGCAAAGUGACGUGGACCAGCUGGGAAAAGGUUUUACCUGUUUGCAUGUAGCCGCGAUGAAAGGGCACGUGGAGAUCGUUCGCUUGCUCGCUCGUGCUGGCUGUGACCUGCACGCGCGCACGACCCGCGGACUCACUGCGGCUCACGUGGCCGCAAAAAAAGGACAGCUGACUUGUGUUCAGUACUUGAGCAAACAAAUCGCGAAGCAACGAAGGAUGCCAACGCAAAAUAAGACUGCCUCCACUUCUGCGAUGCAGGUGGUCAAAAACAGCAACAGCAACGGAACACAAACCAAUACGCAAAAGAGACAAGGAGCCUUCCCCGGCCCGACUGGUGGCGGACGUAUAAUUGACAUUCCCUCGUGUCCCGGACAAGAUGCACCACCAAACUUCAUGCACCGGUUUGAAGAAGUCGUGGGGGACUGCGUUGCAAGCACGAGUAAGCGACGGAAGAUGGAAAAAGCGUUGGAAAGCAUUUCAUAAGCAAGACUUCUCAGAAGAUAAAAAUACUUACUUAUUUCAUGCCCCAUGACCAAGGCUUUCGCUCUAUGUGAUUUUCUUCUUGUAUUUCCCUUCCCUGUACUUUGCGUAGACUAUCCAUCUAUUUCCAACAGCGACGUUUAAAAGAACAAGCGAUCUCGUAUUCGUGAGUCGAGUGUGAUCUCGAUGCUUAUGGAGCGGCCGUCUUUUACAAAGAAUAAGAUUAGGGCACGGUUGGUG